Messenger RNA from Trematosphaeria pertusa, 1859 nucleotides. RefSeq names its product Vps36-domain-containing protein. The record is from RefSeq and is a predicted model, not a curated record. Lineage: Eukaryota; Fungi; Ascomycota; Dothideomycetes; Pleosporales; Trematosphaeriaceae. Gene Ontology annotation, molecular function: phosphatidylinositol-3-phosphate binding; ubiquitin binding. Gene Ontology annotation, biological process: protein transport to vacuole involved in ubiquitin-dependent protein catabolic process via the multivesicular body sorting pathway. The coding region runs from base 40 to 1824 and encodes 594 amino acids. Gene Ontology annotation, cellular component: late endosome membrane; ESCRT II complex. The transcript is spliced from 3 exons.
GCCUGGAAGUCAGUUCUCCUUCCCCCAUGCGUCGUCUGGAUGUUUCUGCACCAGCUGGACCUCACGACCGCGCUGCGCCCGUCGCUCCUGCCGGAAGAGACACUGCUGUUUGUGCAGGAUGCCGUGGGCUUGUAUGAGGGCAAAUUCAAGAUCCCCCAGUACCAGAACGGGCAGGCCUAUCUGACCUCCCACCGCGCCUGCUACGUCGACCACAACGAGCCGCGAAAGAACUCGGUAGCUAUUUUCCUCAAGGACGUCGAGAAGCCUGAGUUCUACGCUGGCUUCCUCAAGUCGUCUGCAAAGAUCACCCUCUAUCCCAAGCCCUCGAAGCGGCUCUCCCGCGGCCCGCCCGCAGCGUCUGGCAACACCUCGAUAACCCCCGAACGCCGUGGCAGCCCAGCGCCACCAUCUGCACCUCCUCUCAGCGCGACGUGGGUGUGUCCAAUAUGCUCCUUCUCCAACCCAGUCCCCUCGAACUUUGAUCCUGCCACCGCGAACGCCCGCACCCCGUUACCACCGUGUUUGGCGUGCGGGAUAAAGCCGCCCUUGGUGCAUGUCGUCAAGGCAGCGAUAGCCGCCAUCGCGAACCGGCCGACCCCGCAGGUGCCACCAAAGGAUGAUAAGAACGGGCUAUUUGCAUCUACAAGUGCGGUGGGUGGGGCCUUCGGGUCGUCACUGUCAUGCCCGAGGUGCACAUUCCAAAAUCACCCGUCGUUAUCGACCUGCGAGAUGUGUGGAGCUUCGCUUGUGCCUGCUGCAGAUAGACGGCUAGGCUUCGCGCAGGAUAUCGGAAGAGCCGACUCGCCCGGACCAUCUCUCAAUUCACCUUUGCAAGACGAGACGAUCGAGUGCAUCAAGUUCUCCUUCCGUGGCGGUGGCGAGAAGAUAUUCUACGAACGCCUCAGGAACGCGCUCGUACAGCGAAAGUGGCUUCUGCAGAGCGCGCCGCCAAUCCCCAAACCACGUCCUCCUUCUAGCACGUUCGACGAUAGUUACUCCACCAUGUCGGAUACCCCUUCCGACCCCGAGCGCAACAAGGUGGUAGGCAUAGCCGGUCUGGAGCGCAGGGGGCUUGAACAGAGAAAGAACAACGAGGCUAUGAUUGGAAGUGCAUUCGAAGAUCUCGAAGCUCUCAUGACGUCCGCGAAGGAGAUUAUUGCUCUUGCCGAGCAGUUUGCGUCUCAGGCUAAUCUGGGCUCAAAUGGCAGCUCUGAAGCAAGCGCGCUAGCUUCCCAAUCGGCCUCCGCGCUCGGUCUUGUCACCACCAAGGACAUGCUCGGAUCGGGAUCAGAGUCAUUAUAUGUAUCUGAGCUAUCUAGGAAUCUAGCCGAAUGGCUGACCGAUGACACCCGUGGCAUCCUGAGGAGAGAAGGAGGUAUCAUGACGCUGGUCGACCUCUGGGCAGUGUUCAACCGAGCAAGAGGCGGGGUAGAACUCGUCAGCCCGGCCGACUUCGAGAAGGCGGCACGCAUGUGGGACAAGCUCAAGCUACCUGUCCGGCUACGGCAGUUCAAGAGUGGACUGCUAGUGGUCCAAGGUCGUGACCGAACGGACGAGAAGACGAUUGGAAGUCUGCUAGCGUGGCUCAGGGAUAUGCAUAAUGAAUCUCCCGCGACAGAGGUCGCGUGGGACUGGCGGACAUACGGGAGAGGAGUCACUGCGCAAGAGACGGCAGAGCGGUUUGGCUGGAGCGUGGGUGUUGCUACAGAGGAGCUGGAGAUGGCUGAAGAGGCUGGCGCACUCUGUCGCGAGCAAGGACUCGAUGGGCUCAGAUUCUGGGAGAAUUGGCUGGUCAUCCAGGACCAUGAUCACCUAGUAGAGUAGUUAUUAGUAAGUGCUUCAUCAAUAACAUGACACUC